Molecule: messenger RNA, 1935 nt
Organism: Halteromyces radiatus
Lineage: Eukaryota; Fungi; Mucoromycota; Mucoromycetes; Mucorales; Cunninghamellaceae
Product: ubiquitin fusion degradation protein UFD1-domain-containing protein
Exons: 5
Coding region: 33-1886 (617 amino acids)
Cellular component (GO): VCP-NPL4-UFD1 AAA ATPase complex
Molecular function (GO): polyubiquitin modification-dependent protein binding
Source: RefSeq, a predicted model, not a curated record
UUUUUUUUUCCUCAAUUGACUUGUAAAUAUUAAUGACCUUUCAGUGGACAAAACCAUUUAUAGUACAGGAAGAUCCUAGUCUCAAUGAUGGUGACAAAAUUAUUUUACCUAGUUCUUCACUUCAGGAACUAUUGGAUCUGGCAAACGGUGCUGAUCUACCCUCUCCCAUGACAUUUGCUCUUCGACAUCCUCAUCAUUCUAACAAAAUCAUUCAUGGUGGUGUCAAAGAAUUCUCAAGUCAAGAUGGUAUUGCUCUUGUUCCUCCUUGGAUGAUAUCUGCUCUUGAUCUCACUUCACAACAACGCAUCGUAGUGCAAUCGAAACAAUUACCAAAAGGAACUUGGACAAAGCUACGACCGCUGACUAAUGAUUAUCAAGAUAUAAAGGAUUAUCGUGCUGCGCUCGAAGCUCACUUGCGUCAACAUUACAAUACUCUCACUAUUGGCCAAACUCUGACAUGUCGUUAUGGAUCUCAUCAAUACCCUUUUCUUGUUGUCGAUUUGCAACCUGAUCAAGCUGUUGGUGUCAAUGAUACUGAUUUGGAAGUCGAUUUGGAAUCUUAUCAACCUACUACCACUUUAGAUACCUCUGCCACUACGAUUUCCCAACAACAACAACCUGAAUGGAUCAAGUUGGACCAACAAGUACAUGAUGUUACUAUUUCUCGAAAUACCUACUAUUAUUGGAUCUUGGAAACACGUAAAACUUCUCGUCUCUAUAUGUCUAUCAAGGUAAUUUCCGGAGAUGCAGAUGUGAUAGCUGGAUAUGAACGACCUACAAUUGACAACUAUACAUGGGGUGAUUUGUCAUCAGAUAAAGAACGACAACUGAAAUUGGAACCAACAAAGGACAACAUAUAUGUGGGAAUAUAUGGAUACAGUGAUUGUGUUAUAUCAUGGAAAGCCACAUUAUCACCAUCUGAGUCAAACGAUUUAACAAUGGAAGACGAUCGAAACGGAAAAGUACAAUGCAAUAACUGUCAAGCUUGGGUACCUGAACGAACUUUACCAUUACACGAAAGCUUUUGUCAGCGGAAUAAUAUGUUAUGUCCAUGGGGAUGUGGCCAAGUGUUCAAGAAGAAUGGUGAUGAUGUCAAUCUAUUGCAACAACAUUGGCAUUGUGAUCAGUGCUCAGUCACGGGGGAUUCUUUUGAUGCUAAGACCAAACAUAUGGAUUACUUUCAUACAAGUCGCUCUUGUGAUCAAUGUGCAGAACAUAUUAUGGUGCCUUCUUUACCAGAUCUUGCCAAACAUCGUCAAACCACUUGUUCCGAACGAUUAAUUCUAUGUCGCUAUUGUCAUAAUUUGGUUGUACAAGGUCCAUUAGCCACAGAUGCACGGGAUAGAUUACUUGGAUUACAUGGUCAUGAAAUCCAUCGACAAAAUCAAAAGUUACCUCCUCUUUGUUGCAAUCAACAAUGUACUCGACCAAGAUCUAAGAAUCGAUUAGGAUUUUGUCAAUAUUGUUUUGGUCCAUUUUGGGUGACGGAAGAUGAUCCAAACAAUGUCAAAUUAGUUCAACGUGUGGCUCGAAAACUACAUGGUCAAUUAACUAUGGGAUGUGGUAAUGCUUGGUGUCAAAACAAGUAUUGUGCAACAGGAUCUCAAACACCACAAGAUGCUACCACUGCAGCCAGUACUUUGAUUCCAAUGAUUCAAAAACUCACCAUUCAGUUAGCCAUGCCGAAACCACUACCAGUAUUAUAUUUAUGUGUGGAUGCCAAAACGACAAGGAUACGAUUCUUAGCAGAAACAUUACGGACUUCCACGGAUGAUAUGUUUGGAUUGGAUUGGUGUAUCAAAGCAAUAGAAACUGAACAAGAAGAUUUAGAUAAAGCAAAACAGUGGUUGAACCAGAAUGCACCUAGAAAAGGAAAUUCCAAAUAGAUUGUUUUUUUUUUUUUUUUUGAAUAAAAUCGUCUCUCUUUCGCUUGUU